CUCUCGGCGCAGGGGGACCAUGGCGGAGGUGGGCCGGGCCUCCGUGCGCGACCCGGACUCGCUGCUCCCGCGGGGCUUCUGGGCGGCGGUGGCCGUGUGGGUGGAGAGGCCGCAGGUGGCCAACAAGCGGCUGUGCGGAGUCCGCCUAGAGGCCCGGCGGAGCGCCUCCUUGCCCUGGGCCGAGCAUUCCGGCCCCCGGCGGAACGCAGGCGCCGAGCCGGAGGAGCGGGCCCCGGCGGGAGGCGGGCCAGAGGAGGGGCCGGACCCCGGCCAACGUUCCCUCGAGGGGGGCCCGGGCCCCCGGCAGAGCGCCGGCCCCACGCAGGGCCCGCAGGAGUGCCGGGGCCGGGGCCGGCAAGGGGAGGACCAGCAGGGAGCAUCCGUAGCAGCGCCUCUGGCCUCGAGGGCCCCCGAGCAGCCCGGCAAGGCUGGAGCCGGGGAGGGCGACUUCCCCGCCUCGGACCUGGAUGCUUUCUGGGACGAUUUCUCCCGAAGCCUCGCCAGCGGCGAUCGAGAGAUGCUAGCCUUCCUCACCCGCUCCUGGGCGGGAUCGCAGUCAGAGGCUUCGCACGAGCUCGACGUGAGUCUCAGAACCGUCAUCCCGAAAACGAACCAACAUUGCCCGCUUAGUUCCCCGAGGAGAGAAAUAGUCGUGCAAGAUGUCCUCCAUGGAGCUGUAACUUUCUUACCUCUGGAAGAAGAUGAUGAAGGGUAUUUAAAGGUUAAGAGGAGCAAUGUGUAUCAAAUUCAGCUCAGUCACAGCGGUGGAGGAUGGUUCAUAUCUGUUUUAAUUUUCUGUCCAGAAAGAUGGCAUUCAGAUGGCAUUGUGUAUCCCAAACCCACCUGGCUUGGAGAAGAGUUGCUGGCCAAGUUGGCCAGGUGGUGUGUGGAGAGCAGACAGAGUGGGUUCAAAAGCACCCUGUCCCUCAUCUCCAUCAUGAAGUACAGCAAGGUUUACCAGGCGCUUAAAGAGAAGUAUAAAGACAUGGUCAAGGUGUGGCCUGAAGUAACUAACCCUGAGAAGUUUGUAUAUGAAGAUGUGGCUAUUGCCACCUACCUGCUGAUUCUGUGGGAAGAAGAGAGAGCUGAGCGGGGAGAGACAGCCAAGCAGUCGUUUGUGGACCUCGGCUGCGGGAACGGCCUCCUGGUCCACAUCCUGAGCAGCGAGGGGCAUCCAGGCAGAGGGAUUGAUGUCCGAAGAAGAAAAAUCUGGGACAUGUACGGACCACAGACGCACUUGGAGGAAAGUGCAAUCACACCAAAUGAUAAGACCCUUUUCCCUGACGUCGAUUGGUUGAUCGGAAACCAUUCCGACGAGCUGACGCCGUGGAUACCCGUCAUGGCGGCCAGGUCUUCCUAUGACUGCCGCUUCUUCGUCCUGCCCUGCUGCUUCUUUGACUUUGUUGGGAAGUACCAGCGGAGGCAGAGCAACAAGACCCAGUACCGAGUGUACCUGGAUUUCAUCACCGAGGUGGGGUCGGCCUGUGGCUUCCACGUAGAGGAGGAUUGCCUCAGGAUUCCUUCUACCAAGAGGGCCCAGCGAGGAUGUCGAGAGACACUGUACCUGUGGCAGCAUCGCUGGAUGGGGCCUCGCUCUCCCAGAGGCCCCUGGGGGCAGCCUUCAUCAGGACGUGCGAAGGGGGAAGCGCCCAGCGUCUGUCUCAUUGGGAAAUCCAGAACGUACCCACCCGCUGGAGAAGAUUCCGUGGACGAGCAGAGAACCCGCUACAUGAACGGCAGGCGGGGCAGCCCCGCGAGCCCGCCUGGCCAGCGCCCUGCCCCUCCUCCAGCUGGCGCCACUGCUGGCGGUGCUGAUGGCCCCCAGGGGCGUGGAGCCCUGGACUCUGGGGCCAGGCCCACGCCGGAGUCCCCAGCUGAAGGGCCCUGGCUGUCUGGAUUUCACCCCAGAGAAAAAGCCGAGCGUGUGAGGAACUGUGCCGCCCUCCCUCGAGAUCUUGUUGACCGAGUGGUUUUGCAAGUGGCGAAUUUGUUGUUGGGUGGAGAGCACGUGCACACGCAAGGUUCUCAGAGUGGCAGCGUGAAGGCCUGGAAUCGAGGAGGGAGCCUGUCGUUGGCGGAAGUGGCCGGGCAGCUGGACCGGGAGACGCUGCAGAGGCUGAGGCGGGAGUGCGGGGGCCUGCAGACGCUGCUGCGCAACCGCCCGCAGGUGUUCCGAGUUCUGAACGGGCGAGUUCGCAUCCGCGACUGGCGGGAAGAGAGGCUGCAGGAGGAAAAGGAAGCGGAAGCAAAACGGAAGCUGUUUUCGGAAACCUUCAAAACCCGAAUCUGUUGGUUUUUCGCGCAUCACCCUGAUGGCUGUGCUCUCCCUUCAGACUGCUGCCCGUUCGCGCACGGGCCUGGGGAGCUGCGGCCAGCCCCCACCACCAAGUAGAAAAAGCAGGCUCUGUGAGCUGCUCCGCCCUGCGCGGAGGCCGGGCUCCCCUGAGCGCCGUGCUUCUGUCCUGGUGGCGUUCAAGGUUGUUUUCCUUCCUCCAGCUUCUCACUGGGACGUGGCCGCGCCCCACAGACACUUGAAGCUGCGGGAGCUGAGAUCACUCACCACCCCCCCCCCCCCACCCGAGGGCUGGGUUUGUCUUAAACGUGUCCAGCAUCUUUGCAUCAGGAGGAGCGCGCGGCAAUCUCGUGGUGUCUCCUAGCUCAGGCGGUGCAGGGGGUGCUGGAGCCGGCCUUCUCGGGGUGACGGCGCCGUGCCUCCCAGCCACUAGCCGCUCCAGGGUUGACUGGCUCCUCCUGCCCGAGAUCUUCGCCCCACAGGUACUGUUCAUUCUUUUCAUUCCAGAAGAAAAAAAUCCCUGUGUGCUUCCGUUCAAAAUUGUGUUUACAGUUUUACACAAAAGGCCGCAUCAGCAGCACUGUUCUGCCCUUGAUUUUCCGUGGAACACGUCCCGGAGGCCUUUCCCUCGUGGAGGGUCCUCGUGCGGGAUUCUCGGUGCGUUCAUGAUGGCGAGAAGGAACCCGUUCCUUUCUGCCCGGUGCCGCGUGGCUGGGGCUGCGGCUGCGGCUGCCGCGGGGCGUGAGGCCCUGCCCUCAGGAAGCCCUGGUUAGCCGGAGCCUACGGUGCCAGGCCAGCCUCCAGGGACGGGCAGAGUCAGGGCACGGGCUGCACCUGCCUCCCACCCGCCCAGCCUCUCCCUUGCGUGAGGCCCCAGGUAGGACGUCCUGGUGGCCUGGGUGGCCGCAGUGACGCCACUCCGGCCAUGGUUGGCUUGGC
Messenger RNA from Hippopotamus amphibius kiboko, 3232 nucleotides. It is a transcript of the gene TRMT44, whose product is annotated as tRNA methyltransferase 44 homolog. The transcript has 12 exons. The coding region runs from base 20 to 2392 and encodes 790 amino acids. Gene Ontology annotation, molecular function: tRNA (uridine) methyltransferase activity; metal ion binding. The record is from RefSeq and is a predicted model, not a curated record. Gene Ontology annotation, biological process: tRNA methylation. Lineage: Eukaryota; Metazoa; Chordata; Mammalia; Artiodactyla; Hippopotamidae.